Mytilus trossulus (common blue mussel) is the source of this 6314-nucleotide messenger RNA. RefSeq lists its product as uncharacterized. The coding region runs from base 113 to 1303 and encodes 396 amino acids. The record is from RefSeq and is a predicted model, not a curated record. Lineage: Eukaryota; Metazoa; Mollusca; Bivalvia; Mytilida; Mytilidae. The transcript is spliced from 5 exons.
UUCUCCUCAUUGGCAUUGGCAAUGAUUAAAUGACAGGGAACCAGUCCUCUGAAACCUCAUACGCACUCCAUGCCGAGCAGACACGCCAAAUACAUAAAUACAUACAUGCAAGAUGGAUAAAAGAAAAGCGUCAUCAUCAGAAGAGUCUCAGUACGGCAGCAAACUGUCAUCCCCAGAAAGCAAACGACUAAAAUCAUCUGACUUCAGAACAGAAGAAUUAAUGGAUAUUGGUCUAUUUUUUGCAGAUAAUCCGAUUACUGUGUUGGAGUUAAAAGAAAAGCUUAAACUUGCACUGGUAAUAUUUCCACAAAAUGACAGAAAAAGUCGUAGGAAUCUUAGAAGUAAAACUGGAGAAAUACCGACGUGUAUAGAGUCACUUUGCAAGUUUACAAAAGAGCAUGUAACUUUUUCCCUGGAGGAUGUUGAUUGGAAUAAGAAAGUAACAUUAGCCCCAAAAUUUCAAAAUGAACUUAAAGUAUUUGAAAGAGAAGCGAUCAAAGACCUCCAGGAGGCAAAAAAACAUUUAAUGGAAUUUUCCGAAGAAAUUCUGAAUGGUGAGACUGAUGAGUCUGGUCUGAUGGCUGACAAACUUGGUAAAAGAAUGUUUUUGGAUUGGUCUAAGAAUACAUCGAGAUUUCUUGCUGAGAUAAAGAAAGUCCUAGAAAAGUUAGGUUUACCAUUGGAAGUACCACCUGAACCAAUUAGAGAUAAAAUUGACGAAGUUAUUUUAAGGGAAAGUGUUUUCACCAGUUUGUUCAUGAAGUUUACAGAAAUCUUUUUCCUACAGCCAGACAUUGGAGUUAACCGAAAGAUUUCUAUAAAGAUAAGGAAUAAGUCUGUUGGAUGUAUUCCUGAUGUAAGAUUUUAUCAACAUAUACAUAAAUCCGAAGAAGGAAGAUCCUGUUUGUUGUUAAUGCUGGCUGAGGUGAAAAAAGAUGCAUUAAAGAUGCAAGAUGAUAAUGAUGACGCCAAACCCCCUUGGAUAGAAAAACAUUUAAAAAAGCAGGUACUUGGACAGAUUGGAUCACAGCUUUUAUCAGAAUGUUGGCACUCUGUGUUUGUUCCUAAGAGUCUAGGUAUUGUUUGCAUGGGGACAGAGAUAAUUUUUCUGUACAUGGACACAGAGUUCAACCAUUAUGAGGCAUUGAUGGCAAACAACAUAACAGACAGUCAUAGGUCAACAAUAUACUACACAAAAUCGUUUGAUAUAAUGAAAAUGGAGUCUAGAAAUGAGUUAGUUGAUUUUUUAUUCUGGUUGGGGUGUUUACAGAUACAAGAUUUUAAUGAAUACUUUUGUGUUUAAGAUCUUAAGGUUAUGAUAGAAAUAUCAUGGUUCUGGUACAGUGAUAUUGUUUGCCUUAAAUUAGUGCAGAAUAAAGGCUUUUUCCCCCAGAGAAGAAUCCCAAUUUGAAAAAAAAAAUGGCGUAAAAUUAUUCCCAAAAAGACAACUUCUUUCCCAAACGGUGCAGUUUCAGUAGUAAUUGUGCACGAAUAUAAACUGAAAGACACUCAUUUAUACAUUUUUCAUGCCUAAAAUGAGUAUAUGUGCAGAUUUGAGGGUCUAUUUAUGUAUCAUCACUGACAAAAAGGGGUGUUAUUUCAAAGCAGGGUUUGACUCUUGAAAGGGGUCUGUAAAUUGAAGUUUCAGUCAAAUUCAUGGUUUAUUCUAAAUUUUCCAAAUGAAUGAAAAUUGAGCAUAUUUUUCCAAUAAAAAAGGGUAGAGGUAGUUUUGAAUAAAGCCAACACUAUAUCUGUGGUAAAAAAAAGUGAAGCAACUGGUUAAUUGACAUUUUAUCCAGUGAACAAAAACUGGAUCUGGUUAGAAUCUGGUUUUUUACUUUUUGUAAGGUUGUGUGGUGUGCAUAUUAGGGUUACAAAUGUAGUGGGAUAAGGAAAAAUAGUCAGGUUUUGUUUAUUUGAUAAAUGAUAAAUGCCCCUGCCACAGUGGGAGACGCAUUCAGUGUAACCCAUGUCCGUACGUUCAUCAGUAUGUAUCUCUCAAAAUUUGUUUUCCAUUCUCUUACUUUAGUUUCCCUCAACCAAAUAUUAUAAAUUAGUUACACAAUGCUUUUUACUUUAAAAUACAUAUCAUACUGGAAUUUGGGUGGCGUUUACUUUUACCUAGUUAUUCCCAUUUUUAAUGAUAUGCAAGUACGGCAUCAUCUGUGACCCAUAGACACAUUCUCCUUUUUUUUUUUUUAAUACUAAGGAUGUAGGCCGUAGUAUAAUCCACACAUUCCUCUUGCUUAAUGACACCAAUCAUAUUGCUGUACAUAUUUAAAAUUUAAAAACAAAUAACAUACAGUUUAUAUAUAUAGACUUUCAUUGUUGUAUUCAUUUUUUUUUUCAAUUAAAUUUUUUCCCAGCCUUCCAAGAUUUGAUCUGCUUAUAAAGUAAUGUCAAUAAUCUUUUCUAGCCUCAUUGGCACAUAUUUUUGAAGCCUUAAAGUAUAAUACUGUGAAAGUACUUUAAUUUCAUGGGUAUCAAUUUUCGUGGUUUGAGAAAUAUUAACAUGUUCUUGGGUUUUUAAAUUCGGGGUUUUAGUUUUCUAAAAAAAAGAAAUUGAAAAAUUAAAGCCUUUAGAAACGCUGUGUAAAUCAUAGUGAUAACACUAAUUAACACAAGAUAAAGUGUAAUUAGGCCAUAACCAGAAAUCAGUAUCAUUAACAAAUGCUAUAAACGUAUCUUGAAUUGUCAAAUAAUUCUUAUCAAAAUAAAGCCCAGCAUGAAAUUAUUAUUUCCCAUAUGUACGAGAACUUUGAGGAUUUAAAAUGAACACUUUAUCAUACGAGCAUAUCAAUAAUGGAAAUCUGACUUUCAUCGGAAAAAAAAUAUUUUUAUGAGAAUUAAAAGAUCAAAAGUUGUACAGUUUAGGUUAUUAAAGAUUAAAUUGGUAAAAUCCUGCAUGCAGUUGUAGUUCUGUGACUGCUAUUAAAGUAUUUUUAGAUUCAAGGUUAUUCAAUAUAUUUUCUAGAUCAUAUCAGAAGUCCAACCUUCAUGGGGAUCUUUCCAUGUCUUGAUUCGCACAAUGGUUGUUUUAUUUCGAUGGACACUUAAAUUUGUAGAAAACAAUCAUCAACGAAAACCGUGAAAAUUGGUACCCAAUGAAUUAAAGUACUUUCACAGUAUAUAUAAUUUUUAAACAUAUUUCAGCUUUCAUGUUAUGCUUUAUAAUGUUGCCGCAUAAAAACAAUCAAAUUCUUUAAUUUUUCAUGCCCAUUGUGCUUAAUUGCUAUGUGAAAGUAUUUCAAAACCUGAUUAAAAAAACAAGUGUCAUCCAAAACAGUUAUAGGUGAUAUUUCCUGUUCCCAAUCUCUACACCCUUAAGUUGUUUAUAUUUCAUAUAGCCAUUGUAUAUAAAUACUGUGGAUUAAGAUAUUUAUUUUGAUGUUGAUAGUGUUCCUGAAAAAAUUCCAUUAAGUUUGAACACACUAUGUCAAAAUUUACAUUUUAUUAGCUCACCUGGCCUGUGAGGCCAAGUGAGCUAUUCUCAUCACCUGGCUUCCGACUUCUGUUGUAGUCGUCGUUAAUUUUUUACAUUUUGAAAUUCUUCUAGAGAACCACUGAAUGGAAUUGAACCACACAUGAAUGUUCCUUAUGAGGUGUUGACCAAGUAUUGUUACUUUGUAGCCAAUCCAUUAUCCAAGAUGGCCACCAGUGUGGGACUUAGUUUAACAUAGGACCCUAUAGGAAAUACAUACAAAUGUCUUCUUUUAGAGAACCACUAGAUGAAAAGAAACCAAACAUAGCAUGAAAGUGUCUUAUGACAUGCUCACCAAGUGUUGUUUCUUUGUAGCCGAUCCAUCAUCCAAGAUAGCCACCAGUGAGGGACUUAGUUUAACAUAGGACCCUAUGGGAAAUACAUACAAAUGUCUUCUUAUAGAGAACCACUGAAUGGAAUGAAUCCAAACAUAGCAUGAAUGUUUCUUAUGAUGUGCUGGCCAAGUGUUGUUACUUUGUAGUCGAUCUAUCAUCCAAGAUGGCCACUAGCAGGGGACUUAGUUUAAUAUAGCACCCUAUAGCUAGGAGAAGUGCAUACAAAUGUCUUCUUUUAGAGAACCACAGAAUGGAAUGUAAUAUUAAACCAAUUUGGCCUCAAUCAUUAUUUAAGUAUCUGUUAUGAUUUUAUCUGUUUUUAUAUGAUUUCAAAAGCCCAAGUAAGAGGUGAGCGACACAGGCUCUGGAGAGCCUCUAGUUUAUUAAUGUCAUAUAUAUAGCUUUGUAUGAAAUAAUCGUGAAAUCAUAUAUAUAUAUUUAACUGAAUUUUUUCUAGAUCUACAAAUGCAAUUAUCAAUGCAUGAAAGAAUUUCUAAUUUUUUUAUUGGAUCAGUAUCAUUAUAAAGACCAGUGGUCCAUGUAGUUUUCAUUUGUGGUUAAGAAAUAAUAUCAAGUGUAUAUGAUCAUGACCUGCCUACAAUCUUAGAGGGUCAUUAUGUUUUCAAGUCUGUUGGUCCAUUUGUUUGUCUGUCUUUCCUGGGUCAGGUUUAAGGUUUUGGUCAAGUUAGUUUAGAAUAAAGUUGUCGUCACAUGUUCCUUAUGGUGCAAUCCUUCUAAAUUUUAUGCCAAAGUUUGUUUCAUUGUACCUGAAAAAGGACAGUCUUAGUGUGAAAUCUUGUCCUGUAGACACAUUUUUGUAUAUCUUUAGCUCACAUGACCUACAGGGUCAAUUGAGUUUUUCAUUAUCUUAUCAUUUGGCUGCAGCAGAAUCUCCUGAAACUUUGUCACAAUCAUAGUUUUGGAAUCUUGUUUUAAAAUUGUGCCACUGCCACAGUUGGCAAUCAACAUUGAAUUUUGUCAUGAAUUAUAUUGUCAUCUGCAAUGAUGAACAGUUUCAAUUGUUGAAUAUGCUAAUAGACCAAUGUUAGCUACACAGGUUAAAAUGAAUUGUAAAUAAAUCGAUUUAGGUUACAUUAACCAUGUAAACUAUGAAUUUAAAAUGAUUUUUGUCAAAACAUAUGAACUUGUUCAAACUUUGUUAUAUACAUUGUAAUCAAUAUUUAUAUAUUUAUUUGUCCAUUACAAAAAGUUCUUAAACUCAAGUUUGCCUUUACCAAAUGUUAUGAAACUUAUACCAGUGAUAAUUAGCAUUUUAUUAUAAGACCGCAAAAAUUGAAAAUUUGGUCGUAUAUUAGUAUCACGUUGGCUUCGUCAUCUGCGUCGUCGUUGUCCGAAUACUUUUAGUUUUCGCACUCUAACUUUAGUAAAAGUGAAUAGAAAUCUAUGAAAUUUUAACACAAGGUUUAUGACCACAAAAGGAAGGUUGGAAUUGAUUUUGGAAGUUGAGGUCCCAACAGUUUAGGAAUAAGGGGCCCAAAUAAGCAUUAUUCUUGGUUUUCGCACCAUAACUUUAGUAUAAAUAAAUAGAAAUCUAUGAAAUUUAAACACAAGGUUUAUGACCAUAAAAGGAAGGUUUGGUUCGAUUUUGGGAGUUUAGGAAUAAGGGGCCUAAAGGGUCCAAAAUUGAACUUUGUUUGAUUUCAUCAAAAAUUGAACUUAACAAAAAUUGAAUCCUUGGGGUUCUUUGAUAUGCUGAAUCUAAAAAUGUACUUAGAUUUUUUAUUAUUGGCCCAGUUUUCAAGUUGGUCUAAAUGGGGGUCCAAAAUUUAACUUUGUUUGAUUUCAUCAAAAAAAUGAAAAUUUGGGGUUGUAUGAUAUGCCAAAUCUAACUGUGUAUGUAGAUUCUUAAUUUUUGGUCCCGUUUUCAAAUUGGUCUACAUUAAAGUUUAAAGGGUCCAAAUUUAAACUAAGUUUGAUUUUAACAAAAAUUGAAUUCUUGGGCUUGUUUGAAAUGCUGAAUCUAAACAUGUACGUAGAUUUUUUAUUAUGGGCCCAGUUUUCAAUUAAGUUGGUUCAAAUCAGGAUCCAAAAUUAUUAUAUUAAGUUGAUUAACAGUUGCUUGGGCAAAAUUUGUGAAAUUUUUAAUAAUUAUAGAAUUCCUAUUUUAAGAAACAGUUUAUAUGCAUAAAUUAUUUUAAAAUUGAAGGAAAGGUUCUACAUAUUUUUUCAUUUGAACAUUAUCUGAUUUUUUAUUGUUAAAAUUAACAAAUAUUUUUCAUAUUAAUCAUUGUUUUCUGAAAUAUAUUUUUAUGUUUACCUUUAUAUUGCUUAUACCUCAUGUGUCAGUAUUUUAAUUUUACAAUAAUCAACUAUUUGAUGUACAAUGCAUGUAUAUAUUUGUUCUUUUACCUAAAUAUUUGUGUAGACUUGAUUAUCUGGUUCAUUUAUUAUUUUGCUGUAGAUUUAUCCUUUUAUUAUAUGUAUAUAAUUGGACAUUUAUAUAUGACUUAUUUUGUCAAAUAAAUUUAUGUUAACAA